UUCCUAAGCGAAAAUGCUGAUGUGAAAUUAACAGUGUUUACGCUCCACCCCCGCGGAGGGGGCUGUCAACUGAUCUUAUGCCAUUGUCGUUUUGGACGCGUUCGUGAAAGGACUGAACAGAACAGAUGUGUUAAAGAUGGGGUAUCAGAACAGACACUUCAUACUACUUCCUGUACACAACCGCUGACCAAACAUUUCAUAUCACAUCAUGAACAUCUGCCGGAGGUUAGGUGGGGAGGGGGCGGGACCGGAAGCAAAGGUCAAAGAAAAGGGAACCAGUUUUUACUGUCCUUUGACAUUUGCAAGAUCAUCACUUGAGCAGCCGACAUAGAUAUACGGGACACUUUGGGUAACAUCAGCUCAAUCAAAAUGAACCUGACAUCUACAUACAAUGAAAGUGAAUAUUAUUAUUUCUAUGAUAACGAAUACAAAGAUGGUGUAGAUGUGACUCCACCAGUGAAAACUGCUAUAAAAGUGAUUUCUCAGAUCUUCUACUAUCUGACGUUUCUCCUCGGAGUUCCAGGAAAUGUCUUUGUUGUGUACAUCGCUGGAAUGAAGAUGAAGAGGACCGUUAAUACGAUAUGGUUCCUUAAUCUGGCGAUUGCAGACCUCCUGUGCUGCCUUUCUACAUUGUUCAGGAUGGCAAACAUUCUUCUAGACAAUCAUUGGCCAUUUGGAUCUUUCAUGUGCAAGAUUCUUCCAUUGGUUAUGUAUGUCAGCAUGUUUGCUAGUGUCUUCAUCUUGAGUUUGAUUAGUCUGGAUCGGUUUACACAGGUGAUCACUCCAGUUUGGGCUAAAAACCAUCGAAGUCUGUUGCUUGCGCGACUGUCCUGUGUAGCGGCCUGGAUCCUGUCUAUAGUUCUUAUUGUGCCCUUUAUGAUAUUAAGAGAAGCUAAAAUAGAAGAUAACAAAAUGUAUUGCAUGUCUGUUCGUAGAGACUUUGAAACAUAUAGAAAUUUGACUAUCAUCAGGUUUGUGUUUGGUUUUUUGAUUCCUCUCAUAUGCAUCGUCACAUGUUAUGGAUUCAUCGCACAAAAGUUAGGCAGGAGUCGUUUUCACUCUGGACGAGCGUUUCGCAUCAUGUCGGCUGUUAUUGUGGCAUUUUUUCUGUGUUGGCUGCCGUAUCACACUGUGAUUUUAAUCUUGAUGUUUGGUGUGAAUGAAAGUUUCAAGGUGGCCUAUAGAUUUGCCCCAUUGGUCGUCUCUUUGGCGUAUUUCAACAGCUGUCUGAAUCCAGUUCUGUAUUUUUUCAUAGGGCAGGAUAUUAAGGAGAAGUUUAAACUUUCAUUAAAGUUAAAACAUGUUUUUGAAAGAGCUUUCUCUGAGGAGGAGACACAAAUACCACAAUCCACCGAGACACAACAAAUACAAUCAUUAUAG
Xyrauchen texanus (razorback sucker) is the source of this 1380-nucleotide messenger RNA. Its product is annotated as C3a anaphylatoxin chemotactic receptor-like. Gene Ontology annotation, cellular component: plasma membrane. Gene Ontology annotation, biological process: inflammatory response; phospholipase C-activating G protein-coupled receptor signaling pathway; complement receptor mediated signaling pathway. The coding region runs from base 370 to 1380 and encodes 336 amino acids. The transcript is spliced from 4 exons. Gene Ontology annotation, molecular function: complement component C5a receptor activity; G protein-coupled receptor activity. Lineage: Eukaryota; Metazoa; Chordata; Actinopteri; Cypriniformes; Catostomidae. The record is from RefSeq and is a predicted model, not a curated record.